AUGGUGAGCUCCGACAGACUCCAGAUCACCCUAACUGGAGGGGCCCCCUGGGGCUUUCGUUUAUCUGGCGGUGGGGGGAUGCCCCUGAUUAUCAACAAGAUUCGCAAGAAAAGCCAGGCGCACGUGCAGGGUCUGAAGGAAGGAGACGCUGUGAUCUCCAUCAACGGCGUGCACGUCCAUGACAAAACCCAGGACGAGGCCUUAGAGCUGGUCGAGGCUGCCGGCGACACCCUGGUGCUGGAGAUUUUCAGAGGAGACAAAAGCGACAGAGAUCAAGGCAAGCCUCAGAAGCUGAUACAAGUACAAACUUCUCACCGUGCUCCAACGGGAACCAUUCGUCUCUUGACCACAAGCGACGACGGCGUUUCCCCUGGAGAAGUUGUCCUGAUACCUUCCGGGGACAGCGUGACGUCAGAAUCUCUUGGCACAGCUGACGUCAGACCAGGACUCACUGUCUCCAGGGUGGUUGCUUUUUCAUCGCCUGGUCGCGUGCUGGCCGUCUCCAGUAGCAACGUGACGUCCACGUCGAAAACCACUGUCGUAGGGCGGUCUCCUGUGAUCUCUUCUGACGCUAGACCACGGGAUACUCAUUCUGCUACAUCUGCCCCUAAUGUUUCAGCUAAACCGUUUUAUGUCACCCAGGCCGGAUCGGAAAGCCCUCCUUACUUUCACCCCAGCCAGCCCCAACCAGUUCGACAGCCUCCUCCUGGCGGUCCUCGCCCUCAGACUAGUAUUGCUGUUUCUCAGUCCUACAGUACGUCUCACCCACCACGCUUUAGCUCCCAGCCGCCUCGAGCUCCACCACCUCCACCAGUAAGCCCCAAGCCUCAAAGAUUUCUCAGUCCUCAGCCUCCUAGUUUUGGAGCUAGUCCUCAGCCUCCUAGUUUUGGGGCUACACCAUCAGGUGUGACCCCAACAGCGGCGUCUUCAACUUUCGACCGCGGCCAAACACAUCGAGAGCUCACCCGUGAGCAACAUGUUCAGCGAAGCGCAGAUGGCAGUAGCACCACUGUGGUUCAACGAGAAGUGACCACAACUUCUGGACGUCCUUCAUUUGUCAAAGGCCAAACAUCUGCAUUCAAUGCAGUCCAGCCACAUGAAGUCAUCAAACCAGCGCAGAAGUCCAUCAAAACCACAACCACCACAGUGAAAUCCACAAGCAUCAUCACUCAGAAAGGUCCCACUCCGUUCGCCAGCUCGAUCCCAUCGAACAUCUUACAGCAACAGUACCAAGCACCAACAGCCCCUAGUUACAGUACGGAUACUCAGCACAACAGAACGGAGACGCAGUUGUUCAAACCUACAAAAUUCGUGCCGAGUUCUAUCAAGAAGGAUGUCACAGGUCUCUUCAGUGCUCCCUCGCCAUUGGCUGAUCACAAUGUUCAGGAUAGGUUCAGGGAGGGCAAAGAGAACGUGUCUCCUCAGCCCAUGUUUCAGGUUAAGAAUAUUGUCUCAGACAAGGCCAAGAGCACGGCCCCGGAAGUCUGGCGCCCCAACAUGUGGUUACCCGGCCAGCAGCCGCCCUCUCCACGCGACCAGCCACAAACAGCGCCCCCGAGAGAGGACCUCCCUCCUUCAAAACCUGGCUACUCCUUCAUUGAAGAACAGAAGAGGAAACUGUUGGCAUCGCAGGCUCCCAAACACGAGUACCAGGACGUCUACGGACAGGAGAGCCAGGAGGUCCACGAGGACCCACACAAACACAGACUGCACAUAUUUGCCCCUCCCGUGGAGAUCCACCCCGACGAGGGAUCCCCGCACCCAGCCUACGACGAUCACUACUACAUGGAUGAUUAUGAGGAUGGAGCUUCCAGUCCAGACUCCAUCGGAAGCAGACGAAAGAAAAACUUGUACUCGGACUCAGCCUUCUACAACACGCCCGGCAAAGCCUACCCAACUAUCACCGAGCAGAUGAAGCUGUGCAAGAAGAUCGCCCAGUCCUUGACCUCUGCUGCAAACAAACGAGCCCGAGGCGCUAAGAUGUUCAUGAAAAGAAAGCGGAAGUCCAGCAAAUGGAUUCACGAAGGUCACAGCGAACUGUCUUCUUCAGCGGGUGACGUGGCCAACCUUCAUGAACUGGACAGCGAGUUGAACCCAGACGAAGGCGGGAACUUCUACUUCAAGAUCCCCAGCAUCAAACAGCGGGUGGGAAACGAAGCUAAAAGUACCAAGAUGUCGCUGACUCAGGAGCAGUUCGAGCAACUGAGACUGAGUUCCAAGAAAUGUGACCACAAGUCGCUGCCCCCAGACCCCUGCUUUGAUAUUGUGGCAGAUCUGAAAGCUCACAAAGGAAAGGGUGGUCGCAUGUUCGAAAGACGGAGGCAAAGGUCAGACAAGUUUGUGUACGACGAAACUAAUGCCAAAUUCCCGCUGCCCCAUGGGAAACCUGACGACGCGUCGCAAGGUGAAGAUCAUCAUCUGAACCCAAGAGAGGUAGCUCUGAAGCAUGGCUGGAAGGGAGACCCAGGAGCCGUGCAGAAUGCCCAAACACCAGCUGUGCCUUUAGUUCACUACUCUCUUAAAUCAGACGAUUCGCCAAUGAUGAUCAAGGGGACAAACUUCAAUCGGAUUGCUAAGGGAUGGUCUGGGGGAAUAGAGUAUCCAGUGGCGGAGCAGCUUCAUCACAUUUCUCCUGUCCGACAACUGGCUCCGCAGCCAAACACCCCAUCAACCCAGCCGCAGCAGCGGCGUUUACAGCAGCAGCAGACGCAGCAGCAGCAACAACAACAGCAACAGCAAGACAACUACAACAAAGUAAAGGCGUGGCAAAGCAACACAGAGUCUUUCUCUGCCGCCGAUCGCUUCCAAGAUUGGCAGCGACAUCAACCGGAAAACAGGUGGCAGGACUCCCAACAGCAAAGAAGGCAAGAGGACUCCAGGACAGCUGCCUGGCAGGAGCAGAGACCCAGCCAGCAACAGACUGCCAGACCCAAGAGUUGGCACCAGGAGAGCUAUGACACACAGCAGGCCAGGGAAGAACAUGAUUACCAUUAUCCCACUGUGGAUUACAGAUUCGGGGCUGGCCAUUAUCCCUCGGUGGCAUACAAGCAGCCGAUUAUUCCCGGAACAGAUUUGUGA
This is a messenger RNA of Candidula unifasciata, 3078 nucleotides long. Lineage: Eukaryota; Metazoa; Mollusca; Gastropoda; Stylommatophora; Geomitridae. The record is from the annotation of a GenBank genome assembly.